AUGAAAGACGAAGAAGACGAGACGGCGAACGGCGUUGGCCCGCAGCCAAGUACCUCGGCUGACGAGGGCCAACAGCCCAACAAGCAAUCUCAAGUGGAAAAUGCCGACUGCGACUUCAGCCAGGAGAUCGAGAAGCUCCAGGUUUUUGUUUUUUACUUUUUUAACGGUAUAAUCAUUGGUUUUUCCCUUAUUUGCGCAAUCAAAGCUGAGGCAUGAACUUAUAUUGACGCUUUUUCAAAAUUAUUUUUUCACCACAUCUUCAUUUUUAAGGAGAUUCUCUUAUCAAUGGAAACACAUUGUUUGAUCUAAAAUACAUAUGGAGUGGAUCACUCGAGGAUUUCAAAGUGUAGUGGUUCUUUUUCUGUUGCGGCGGCGCGCAGCUCCUUCUUUCCAUUUCCAUUUCCAUCUGUUUAUGGCGAAGGUUUUGCAGAAACUAAGGAACUUCCUUCCAUUCGCUGUUGAGAUUGUUUAUGAAGCUUCCGACUAUUCGUUCUUCGCGUUUCCAUAAACAUUUUUGUGACAUUAUGGAAGUGAAGAAAGCUGAGAGCAGUGAAACAAAAAAAAAUUGAAAUGAUUGAAAAUCGGGGAAAAAAAAAGUUUUUUUGGGCCGUUAAAGACUUUAUAGUGAGAAGAAACGAUUCUAUUUGAUUUAUUGAUUGAUUGAAGACUGAAACAUCUAUUAACUCAAUUAAAAUAAAUAUAUAUAGUUUUGAAAAGUUUUUCUCUUUUUUUUUAAAAUUAAUUAUUGAAAUUGACGUUUUAAUCGUUUUUGGUUUCCGAUUAUUGUUGUGUUACUGAAUUGAAGAGAUAAGAAGGAAAUUAUUUUUAUUUUCUUUUUAUUUUUCUUUUGCAUUUUAAAAAAAUUUGGAAACUAUCGAUAUUUUUUUGCUCUUUUCUCCAGAUGAUAAUGAGAUAAGAUACCUUGAAACUUUGAAAUUUCAAGAUGAAAGUCCUAAAAUGUGAGUGAAAUAGAGUGAAUUGUUGGAAAAAUGAUUAAAAAAAUAAUGUUAAAUGAAGUUGAUUAGUCAGGGAAAGCCUUUUUAUUAUUAAUAUUCCUAAGGUUUUUGUUCACCAGAAAUUCUUCUGUACUGAAAUCGCCUCGAAAGACAAAUCUUAUCAUUCGGCGCCUCAAAGGUUUUCGAUAAAAACAUCUUCACCUCUUUUUCAUUCUUAUUUUUCGUUGGUGAUAGUAAAUAAAAAAUUUUGACUUAUAUUCUUCAGCUGACUUUGCAAGAAAUGAUGCAUUGUACGAGUAGUCCAAGUACGUCUUUGGAUUCUUCUGGAACGGAUAAAGGUUAGUUCUAUGCAAAGACACAGGGAAAAAAUAUUGUAUUUGGUCAAUCUGAAGUUUGAAUGAAGAAAAACUGAAUGCAGCAAGCUACAUAUAUUUAUUGCAGCAAAACCGUAGUUCAAAAAAACUUCAUUGGUUAAAAAUCUUCAUAAGAAUCAUUUGAUGAGUUUGAUUUUAACGGAAAGUUUAUGACUUCCAAGCUACGAACAAUGUGAGGGAAGCUUCCGAUAAACUUUACGGAAAAAUUAGCCAUCUAUUGACAUUUCAAGAAAAUUCCCGUUGAAUUCAGUCUUUUCAAGGCUUUCCCGCUCGACGAUUAGUACGAGUACCUUGUGAAGGAUUCUCGUCGAGGUCUUCUCAUUCGGAUUCGGGUAAUUCUUCAGCCAGGGAUGUUCCUCUUUGUUCGCUUCCUUUCACGGUUGGUUCAAGAAACGAGAAGACUUUUUUAGAAGAAAUAAUAAGGAGUUGGUGUGUAUAAGGUAAAAAAAAAAGAGAUAUGAGAAUAGUUGACUAUAAAUUUCGAUCAAUUUCCAGUUCAAUUUUUUUUCAAUUCCUCUUGCUCCUACGCAUGUCAUAAAUAUGAGAACAAAGACAAGAUAUAUAUAUUUUUUUUCUUAUUUUUCAGGUUUACGGCGGCGCCUCGACAGGGUCGAUUAGUACUUGUCGAUAUUGUGAGAAGGCAUGA
This is a messenger RNA of Caenorhabditis auriculariae, 1976 nucleotides long. Lineage: Eukaryota; Metazoa; Nematoda; Chromadorea; Rhabditida; Rhabditidae. The record is from the annotation of a GenBank genome assembly.